Messenger RNA from Chelonoidis abingdonii (Abingdon island giant tortoise), 2206 nucleotides. Lineage: Eukaryota; Metazoa; Chordata; Testudines; Testudinidae. The record is from RefSeq and is a predicted model, not a curated record.
AACAGGAAAAAUGAAUUAUGAAUUCAAAAAUACUUAAGCUGUGAUUGCCCUCAGCUGACUGCACAUGCUCUGAGAUGCAAGAUUUACGGAACGCAGAAGGAGCUCAAUAUAGUUCCCACGCUCAGAUGGCAGCCAUGAGACCAAGGGUUCAACCUGCAGAAAUUAGGCAGCCAGGAAUGAUGCAGCAUGGUCAGCUGACUACCAUUAACCAGUCACAGCUCAGUGCUCAGCUUGGUUUGAAUAUGGGUGGAAACAAUGUUCCCCAUAACUCUCCAUCUCCACCUGGAAGCAAGUCUGCAACUCCCUCACCAUCCAGUUCAGUCCAUGAAGAUGAAGGGGAUGAUACCUCUAAGAUCAAUGGAGGAGAGAAACGACCUGCUUCUGAUAUGGGAAAGAAACCCAAAACUCCCAAAAAGAAGAAGAAGAAGGACCCUAAUGAGCCACAGAAGCCUGUGUCUGCCUAUGCAUUAUUCUUCCGAGACACUCAAGCAGCCAUCAAGGGCCAAAACCCAAAUGCUACAUUUGGUGAAGUCUCUAAAAUUGUAGCUUCAAUGUGGGAUGGCUUGGGAGAGGAACAAAAACAGGUAUACAAAAAGAAAACUGAAGCUGCUAAGAAGGAAUAUUUGAAGCAGUUAGCUGCAUACAGAGCAAGCCUUGUAUCCAAGAGCUACAGUGAACCUGUUGAUGUUAAGGCGUCCCAACCACCUCAGAUGAUUAACUCAAAACAGUCAGUGUUCCAUGGGCCCACACAGGCUCAUUCCGCACUGUACCUAAGCUCCCAUUAUCACCAACAAUCCGGAAUGAAUCCGCACAUAACUGCCAUGCACGCUAAUAUCCCCAGGAAUAUUGCACCCAAGCCCAACAACCAAAUGCCAGUGACUGUUUCCAUAGCAAACAUGGCUGUGUCCCCACCUCCACCGCUUCAGAUUAGCCCACCUCUCCACCAGCAUCUCAACAUACAGCAACACCAACCCAUUACAAUGCAGCAGUCCAUUGGAAACCAACUCCCAAUGCAGGUCCAGUCUGCUUUACAUUCACCUACAAUGCAGCAAGGAUUUACUCUUCAGCCUGAUUAUCAGAAUAUCAUCAACCCUACAUCUACAGCUGCACAAGUUGUUACCCAAGCAAUGGAGUAUGUUCGUUCAGGGUGCAGAAAUCCUCCAGCACAGACUGGGGACUGGAAUAAUGACUACUGCAGUAAUGGGGGCAUGCAGAGGGACAAAGCACUGUACCUUACCUGAAAAUCUGGAAAACCUCUCCUUUCUGUUGAAGAUUGCAGGGAAGUCUUUUCAUCACGGAUUGCUUUAUGCAGUCAAGGCAGUUCUGCAUUUUAUUAGAAAAUACAAGUUGCUAAGCACUUAGGACUAUUUGAGCUUGUGGGUCACCCACUCUGGAAAAAAAUAGUCUUGCUUCUUUCUUUCUUUUUUUAUUUUAUUUUAUUUUUUUUCUCAGAGAUCCUUUAACGGACAUUGCUUUUCUUCUUUCCUGACGGAAAAUUGGACUACUCAGAUUUUAUGUUGGUUUUUGCUGUGAAGUGCUGCGCUAGUAACUGCCUUAGCAACUGUAGAUAAAAGUCCUGGAUUUUCCAUUGGUUUUCAUAAUGGGUGUUUAUAUGAAACUACUAAAGACUUUUUAAAUGGCUUGAUGUAGCAGUCAUAGCAAGUUUGUAAAUAGCAUCUAUGUUACACUCUCCUAGAGUAUAAAAAUGUGAAUGUUUUUGUAGCUAAUUGUAAUUGAAACUGGCUCACAAUAGGGGUUAAAUUGGCAAACAUUCAUAUUUUUACUUCAUUUUUAAACAACUGACUAAUAGUUCUAUAUUUUCAAAGUAUUUGGAAAAAAUAGUGUUCCCAAAUGAUGUUAAUUAAAAAUAUUGGCUUUGUCUCAUUAAAUAGAUAAAAAGGUGAAAAAAAACUUGUCUUGGGAAAGAGCACAAACACAUUUAUUUUAUACUGCCUAAAAAUGCUUUUUUUAAAAAAAUCACUUUACGUGUAAUGGUUAGUAAACAUCAUUUAAGUCCUUUUAUGUAUAAAACUGCCAAGUGCUUACCUGAUAUUUUAUUAGAUGCAGAAACAGAUUGGAGACAGCUAAAUUAUAACCUUUACAUAUGGCUAUGUAUUAUUGUUUCUUCAUACUGUGUCUGUAUUUAAUCUUUUUUUAAUGGAACUGUUGCGCCUAUUUAUGAAAUAAUAAAUAUAGGUGUUCGUAA